Messenger RNA from Wasmannia auropunctata (little fire ant), 4858 nucleotides. Its product is annotated as mucin-5AC-like. Gene Ontology annotation, cellular component: extracellular region. Gene Ontology annotation, molecular function: chitin binding. NCBI's taxonomy places the organism in Eukaryota, Metazoa, Arthropoda, Insecta, Hymenoptera, Formicidae. The record is from RefSeq and is a predicted model, not a curated record.
GCCAUCCGCGUCCUCAGGACUUACUCCCUCUCGGGAACGUGCCACGAUCAGCAACCGAUUUUCAGAAUAGUUACUAAAAAGUUUGUAACGCCGGCCAGGCUCACGCUCCACGUGAGUGUUCCCGAGGAUCACGAGGAGAUCCAGAGAGUCCCAGAAGAAUUUGCGAGAUGAUGAACGACUGACAGACGACGGAAUUUUUUGCCGAAUGCAUCAAAAUAUAACACAAAAUUGAAUUGGAUGCAAAAGAUGUGGAAAGUGCGAUUAAUCUUGAGCGUUUUCGCGACGCUGAUCAUAUCAAGACUGACAGAAGCUGAUUAUUACGGGUAUAGUCAAGACCAAUACAGACAGAGCAAUGCUCCCUUUAAAUGUAUAGAAGAAGGUUACCAUCCCGAUCCGCAUGACUGCAGGAUUUAUUAUAGAUGCGUAGAUUGGGGCAACGGCAGCCCGCUGACGACCUUUAAAUUUGAAUGCGGAGUAGGCACGGUAUUUUCAAAGGAUAAAGGAGAUAUUUGUACACAUCCUGAAGAUAGCGGUCGGCCUGAAUGUGGUAGUUCCCAGAAUGAACUCGAUUCGAAUGGACAAAAUCCUCCUUCCCCCAUAUGGACAACAACAUUACGAACAACUAAGUGGUCGCAGCCAACUACGAUGCAGUCUCUAAUAACUAAACCUUCUACAAUUACGACUGAGGCUACAACAAUAAAAAAACCAGUAACAACAUUGCAACCACCGCUAACGGAUCGACCAGCUAAUAUAGACGAACCGGAAAAUAAUGUUAUUAAUUGUAAAAAUGAAUAUCGAUGUACGCAAGAAGGAUUUUUAGCCGAUACUUGUGAUUGCAGAAAAUUCUAUAGAUGCGUUAACGAAGGUUACGGACAAUUUAGAAAAUAUGAUUUUAAGUGCGGCGAAGGAACUGUUUGGGAUCCAGAAAUUCAAGCAUGUAAUCACGCUUGGGCUGUUACAAGGAAAAACUGCAGGCAGAACUUGGAAAGUGGAGAUAAUAAUGGACAAUGGAAUGGAUAUUGGCAGUCCGGGCCAAACAGGACAACCAGGAGAUUUAAAUGUCCACCAGGACAACCUGGAGAUUUAAAUGGUCAACCAGGACAACCUGGAGAUCCAAAUGGCCAAGCAGGCUCGUCGGGUAGUCCUGGCAGUUCUCCGGGAUAUCCGGGGACGCCGAAUUCUCCAGGCAGUUCAAGUAUUCCUGGAUCUCCUGCAAUUCCAGAUUCUCCAAAUUCAUCUGCUAAUCAAUCAUCAUCAGGUCUUUGUACAGCAGAAGGCUUUUUUGCUGAUUCACAAGAUUGUCGCAAGUUUUAUCGAUGUGUCGAUAAUGGCAUGUCUUCCUUCACGAAAUACGACUUUCAAUGUGGUACUGGAACCGUAUGGGAUGCGUCCCUUCAGAGUUGCAAUCACGCUUAUGCUGUACCACAUUGUAAUCAAGCAAACGGUGCAGCUACAGACAAACCCUGCACAUCGUCGAAUGAAAUAGGCAGUACCAUUGGACCAUCAGAUACAAGCAAAUUACCAUCACAAUCUUCUGAAAGCUCGAUCUUCCCAUCAACAUCUUCAAAACCAGAAAUACAAUCUUCAACUCAACCUGAGAGUACAAAUAAUCCCACUGCAUCGUCUCAGACGUCAAUUUCUUAUUUGCCACCCAGUACAUACUCACCUUCGACAAUGCAAGUUACCGAAUCUGUUUCUUAUGUUCCUCCUGCAACACAAACGACUACUACUUCCGUAUCUUACUUGCCACCUUCGAGUACAACUACCAAUGUAAUUUCUGGAUCUACAUCUGAAUCUGUUUCAUAUUUGCCACCCGAUGGUAGCACUGCAACAACUACUUUGCCAAGUUCUGUAUCUACUGCCUCUUCGCCUCAGAAUGGAAAAUCUGAGUGUGUUAAAGAAGGUUUCUUUUCGGAUCCUGAUGAUUGCAAAAAAUUCUAUCGUUGUGUACAAGCUCAAUCCGGAUAUCAAAAAUACGAAUUCGAAUGCGGGCCUGGUACAGCAUGGGAUCAAUCAAUACAAACGUGUAAUCAUAUUGAGAAAGUAACUUCAUGUUCAACAGACAGCAAUAAAAUUGAUCAAAAUCCCAGUACUUCCGGUUCUACAUCUGGGCUUCCUGCUACGAGUAGUUCCACGACUACUGUUUCUAGUCAGACAAUUACGACUACGUCAUCAUCUUCAGUUUCAAUUUCCACUGAAAGCACGACAGCUGCUAGUACUUCAAGUGAAACGUCUACCGAAUCAACUACACCAGAAACAGACAAAACAGAGUCAUCGUCGACAACUACUGUUACAUCUACUAGCGAAAAUCCUGCUACAGGAAGACCAGAAGAGAUUCAAAUGCCUGGAAGCUCCACUACAGAAAGUUCACUCUCGUCUGAAUCCUCACCUACUUCUGAAUCACCUGCAGAAUCAUCUUCAUCUACUGAGUCACAUGCACCAGACUGUGCCACACAAAAGCCGAAGCCGAGCAAUGGAAUAAUAUGCAAUGACGAAGGGUUUUAUCCACAUCCAACUAGAUGUGAUAAAUUCUAUCGCUGUGUUAAUAAUGGCAAUGGUUUCAACGUAUAUCAUUUCGAUUGUGCACCAGGCACUAUUUUUGAUUCUAGCAUCAAUGUAUGUAAUUAUCCUGAAUCCGUUUAUCCCGCAAAAGAUUGUACGACUGGAAAUAUUUCAAGCAACGCAGAAACAACUCCAUCCGAAAUGCCUGAACAUUCGACAUCAAUGGAAAUUACUACUGUAACACAGAGCGCAGCUCAGCAAACAGAAGAAAGCACAGUGACAUCCACAGAGCCUGGUGCGACGACUUCAUCCAUGGAGACUACUUCAGAGGAAAGCGCUACCGCUUCUGGUACAGAAUCAACAACGUCAAAUAUGAUAGACAGUACCGAAAGCAUGAUAGAGUCUACGGCUGCAUCAACUACAGCCACCACAGAAUCCGUUACAGAUUCUAGCACCUCUGAACAGAGUAGCGAAGCUACAACGGAAGUUAAUGCUUCCACAGAGUCUGAAAUGUCUACGACCGAGACAUCUCAAGAACAGUCUACAGAAGUCCAGGCACAAUCAACAACUACAGAAUCCCAGGAGCAAUCGACAACAGAGUCAAAAGAACCAUCCAGUACAGAAGCUCAAGAGCAGAUAACGACUGAAUUGCAGGAACAAUCCACGAUAGAAUCACAGGAACAGACGACUGAAUUAUCAGAAUCGACAACAGCGGAACCAGGAGUCGCGGCGCCUUGUUCUAUAGGCAAUUUGACCGACGAGCAAAUAACUUUAGUUUGUCCUAGUGGUUUCCGAAGGCAUCCAAAAUAUUGCAAUUUAUUCUAUCAGUGUACUUCCGAAGGCAACAUGGAAAUCAAGAUUCUUAUAUUGAGUUGUCCCGAAAAUACAAUUUUCGAUGAGAAAAAGAUUCAAUGUCUAUCUGCAAGUAAAAGCAGUCAGCCAUGCAUGGGCACCAGAACAAGCGCGAGAUUUUAUAGAAGAUUAGAAGACCAUGCUUUAUCACCCGUAAAAGUAUCUUCAAAUCAGCUUUGUCCGCAAGAAGGACAUUUCCCUUAUCGACAAGGUUGCAGCAAUAUCUUUUACAAGUGUAAACGCGAUACCCGAAACAGUUUACAAGGAUAUCUCUAUAAAUGUCCCGAAAACUUUGUUUAUUGGUCGGUCUCUAGAAGAUGUGAACGAGUGACGCGUCUCCCAAUGUGUUCACAUUUGUCGUAUAGAAACAAAAUUGACUGGAACGAUCGAUUGCAAGUACCAAUCGAAGAUUUUAAUCUUUCCGCCAGAAUGUUACGCUUCUCUUGAUUGAUUAAUGACGUCUAUUUUUAGACUCUUAAUAAAUAUUAAUUGCAAAUUUGCCAUAAAUGUUAGAGUAAUUAGACAUUUGUAUGAAUGAUUAUUAAUACGCGAUAUCCAUGACAUUCGUUUAUCGCUUUAAAUUAUGAAAAUAUACAAUCUUAAAAUAUUUCUAACUAUAUUGUACUUAUUGCUUAUUCUAGUGCAAAAAGUUAUUUUUGCUAGUGCAAUAUUACUCAAUAAUUUACGGUACUUAUAAAACAUAUAACAACAUGGCUACGGAAGAUCUCGAUUAAAAAUUUAAUAAUAGAUCUUCGGCAGUCGUCUUGGAUUAUAAUUAUUUUUAUCAAACUGCCAUUAUGCAAUUUUUAGUCAGCAAUAGAUGUAAUAGUGAGUCUAUUAAUAAUUAAUAUUGACAAGUGUGAGUAUAACUUUGCAAUAGAUUGAGUGCAAGAACAAAUUUUUAUUAAAAUUGGAGAUUAUUUAUUUUUGCUGAUACCAUAUAUAAAUGUGCAAUUCUAUCAAAAAUUGUUAGCUUUCGUCACUAAAUAUACAAUAAUUAGACAAAAGAUAUGCAUAAAAGAAGACAUAUUUAUAAAUAGUAAAUAAUUCCAAUUUUCAUAAAAUUAUCGUUCAGUAGGUAUCUUUUUUCAAUUAUUAAUAUCUGAUACUGGGAAUGGUUGCGGGACUUGUAUGCAAUAUUCUGACUGUAUAACACGAUAUGCUGUUUCUUAUAUUUAUUAACUAUAUUUGAUAUCUCGCAUAGAAAAUAUCCAUGACACAUCAUUUCAAAAAUGUAGAAUCUUAAAUGUGGCAGCUAGUUUUUUUAUUGUAUAGAAACAUAUCGUGUAGAAAUAUUCACGUGCAAUGUACACACGUUUUGUACAUAUCUUGACAAGUAGUUUCUCUUGAGAAAUCAAUGCUUUCUCAUGAACGUUUUAAUGCAUUUAUCAUGACAAUAUUUAUAAUGUAUGAAUAAACUAGAAUUAAUACUUGUUAAUUCUGUGACGUUUGCGUAUUUAUAUUUGAUCUCUACGUGAAAUAUUAAUAAAUAAUGUGAAAAGAA